UGAAUGUAUUACAGCUCUGAGACUUCAGCCCUAGGAUGUCAACAUCAUGAUAGUGCUGCUUUGCUGGGACCUCAGCAGCUCAUUAAGAUCCACUUAGUGCUGACGUCACUAAGCUGCUUACUGCUGCAGGUGAAUGGAGGAAGGAACUGAAAAAGAUUUGUUUACACUGAUGUAGGACUCAAGUCUAGCAGGCAACAUCAUGAGCACAGUUUUAUUGUAGAUAGUAAAUUACCUGACUGAUUACUGACAAUCCGGAUUUUGGAUUUUGUGGGCUGCCAUGGAGUGCAGUGGCAAGGUGACGCCCCAGCUGAUGAUCACAGUAGGGACAGCUGUGAUUGGCUCGCUUCAGUUUGGCUACAAUACUGGCGUCAUCAAUGCUCCUCAAAAUAUCAUUGAGAGCUUCUACAAUGAGACAUGGAGCAGCAGGUUUUCAGAGCCCAUCCCUCAGACCACUCUAACAGCUCUGUGGUCUCUCUCUGUGGCCAUCUUCUCUGUGGGAGGGAUGUUUGGCUCCUUUUCUGUCGGUCUCUUUGUUAACCGCUUUGGCAGGAGGAACUCCAUGCUCAUGGCCAAUGUGCUUGCAUUCAUUUCUGCAAUAUUUAUGGGAUUCUCCAAAUUGGCUGCUUCCUUUGAGAUGCUCGUUAUUGGACGUUUAAUUGUGGGUGUCUAUUCUGGCCUGUCCACUGGUUUUGUGCCCAUGUACAUUGAGGAAAUCUCACCCACAUCUCUCCGGGGAGCAUUAGGAACGCUGCAUCAGCUUGGUGUAGUGAUCGGCAUUCUCAUGGCACAGAUUUUUGGGCUUGAAUCCAUCAUGGGGAAUGCAUCCCUAUGGCCCCUCCUACUGGGUUUUACUCUGCUACCAUCUGUGCUGCAAUGUGUCCUGUUGCCUCUCUGUCCUGAGAGCCCCCGAUACCUCCUCCUCAUCAACUGCAACGAGGAGAACAAAGCCCGCGGCGUCCUAAUUAAACUACGGGGUACUGAUGAAGUGAGUGAGGAAAUGGAGGAGAUGAAGGAGGAGAGCCAGCAGAUGAUGAAGGAAAAGAAGGUGACCAUCCCUGAACUUUUCCGCUCCCCUGUGUACCGCCAGCCCAUCUUUGUUGCCAUCAUGCUGCAGCUGUCACAGCAACUGUCUGGUAUCAAUGCUGUGUUCUACUACUCAACUAUGAUCUUUGAGCGAGCAGGCGUGUCCCAGCCUGUCUAUGCAACUAUCGGCACAGGAGUGGUCAACACUGCAUUCACAGUUGUUUCUCAACUCUGUGGCCCCUACGUCUUCAUCAUCUUCACCAUCUUGCUGCUCGGCUUCUUCGUCUUCACCUACUUCAAGGUUCCAGAAACUAAGGGCUGCACUUUUGAUGAGAUUGCAGCGGGCUUCCGCCAGACAGCAGGUCAGGGAUCUGACAAGUACUCAGCCCCGGAAGAAUUCAACACCCUGAGGGGGGAUGACCCUGAUCUUUGAAAAUUUGUUCAUGUAGGGAACACUGUUGUCCAUGUUUUAGAUAUUUCAUCCAUUAAUGUUAGAGCCAGUAAUCCACAGUGUAGGGGCUUUCACACAGAGUUACCAUGGGCUUGAUCUGUAGCACAGCAAACUGUUGGUCACUGGUAAAAAUGACAUCCCAGUAGGCAUUCAAAAUGAACCAAGUGUCAUUUUGUAACAGAAAAAAGCCGGGUUAAGUAUAUGGAAUCACUAUAUAGAACCCUCUCCUUAUUUAUUACAGGAAAUAGAGUUUUGAACCUUUUUUUUCUUUUUGCCCACACGUCUCUUUCAGUUUUGGAGUUAAUGAUAUAAAACAUUAGAUGGACUGUUUCAUGUUUGAUAGGUGACAGAAAAUCUUGGUUGUGUGCUUUUUUAUAUACAUUUGAUUUUGUUUAAUAAUUAAGACUUUAGUCAAACGUAAUAUGUUAGAACUACAAAUGUGUUUACAUGUGUGUCAAACAGAGAAAAUGAAACUUAACAAAGUUUAAUAAUUGA
Messenger RNA from Haplochromis burtoni (Burton's mouthbrooder), 1969 nucleotides. RefSeq names its product solute carrier family 2, facilitated glucose transporter member 1. The record is from RefSeq and is a predicted model, not a curated record. Gene Ontology annotation, molecular function: hexose transmembrane transporter activity. Gene Ontology annotation, biological process: response to insulin; monosaccharide transmembrane transport. NCBI's taxonomy places the organism in Eukaryota, Metazoa, Chordata, Actinopteri, Cichliformes, Cichlidae. Gene Ontology annotation, cellular component: basolateral plasma membrane; apical plasma membrane.